UACCGAUUCACCGGUUUGCGGGGAAAAACAACCGUUCAGACAACUCGCAUUCUUGACUCUCCUCGAGAGAAAUUUUUCGACCAGCAUCGGACGGGACCAGUAAAAUGAUGGAAGAGAGAGGCGACCAGUUCUUCGCGGACCUGCAGACGCUGGACCUGACCGUCGACUUGCAGCAGGAAGCGAUCGGCGCGGCGGCGGCUCCCGGCGGCAUGUUUCUGAACGCCGACCACGAUCAUCAUCACCACGAGUAUGCCGACGGGUUCCCGCCAUUUUCCUACUCCAUGGAGAACGUUAACGUUGCGUCAAACAACCACGCAGUCGACUUUGGCGGUGAUGACCAGUUCAACAACUCCAUGGCGGGCUCAGCGCAGUUCAGCAUCUACCGACACUGUGAGCUGGAGACCGUCAUCCCAUCGCUGGGGGACAGGCUGGCUGCGCUAGAUGAGAGGGUUGUCCAGGGUGCGGACUGGACGCCCGUGCGGCCCAUCAUGAGACGCUCUGGCGCACUGGAAAGUCCUCCGGAGGACGCAGACACAGGUUCACCCAAGCAGCAGCGCAUGGCAGCCAACAUCCGGGAGCGACGGCGCAUGCUCAACAUCAACUCUGCUUUCGAAGAGUUACGUCAUCACGUCCCGACGUUUCCUUACGAGAAGAGACUAUCCAAGAUCGACACAUUACGACUGGCCAUCGCGUACAUCGCGCUGUUGUCCGGGAUAGUCCAGUCAGGCCUGGAGCCGUGCUGCUACAUACAGCAGUGUCUAAAGCACGGGCACACAGACUCGUACACAGACGUCUGGAUGACCAGUGAUCUAACGGCGCGAUUGUCUUGGAUCACGUGGGAAUGAUAGGGCGGACUGUGACCGAGGGAAAACACUCCUCCAACUUGAAUGUUCGUUCAAAUAUAAUUAUCAAAAGUGAGAAAAUCGUCAUAUGGAAUUAUGAAAUAUUAGAUGCACGAAAUACUGCUUACUAACGUAUCUGU
Molecule: messenger RNA, 982 nt
Organism: Branchiostoma belcheri (Belcher's lancelet)
Lineage: Eukaryota; Metazoa; Chordata; Leptocardii; Amphioxiformes; Branchiostomatidae
Product: heart- and neural crest derivatives-expressed protein 2-like
Exons: 4
Coding region: 105-845 (246 amino acids)
Biological process (GO): developmental process; regulation of transcription by RNA polymerase II
Molecular function (GO): DNA-binding transcription factor activity, RNA polymerase II-specific; protein dimerization activity; RNA polymerase II transcription regulatory region sequence-specific DNA binding
Source: RefSeq, a predicted model, not a curated record